Danio rerio (zebrafish) is the source of this 2042-nucleotide messenger RNA. The record is from RefSeq and is a predicted model, not a curated record. NCBI's taxonomy places the organism in Eukaryota, Metazoa, Chordata, Actinopteri, Cypriniformes, Danionidae.
UUGUGAAGCGUCUGCCGUUCCACGUAUGAGGAAGCUUCCUCUUCUGUUGGUGAAAUGCUCAGAUGUUUCCUCAUGUGUCAGUGUGAGUCUCUCUGUCUGAGAUCCGAACACACACACUCUCACCCAUGCUCAUGAGCUGAUCUGAAAGUCUUCUCUUGUGGAUGCUGGAGUUGAGGAAGAUCAUGCUGGUGUUUGGGCUGCUGCUGCUGAUACUGCAAACUGCUGCAUGUGUGGAGCGGUUCUGCAGUUUUACUCAGUCAGAUCCCUGUUAUGCAGCUCUGGGACACAAACUCAAUCUGCUGAUGGUGGACGCCAGUAAAUAUACCCGGACCAUAAAAAAGAUAAUAAACAACACAGAAGUUGCAGCUUGUAAAGUAAGAAAUGACACAAUGAGAGCAAAUGAUUGUGAUCUUUACAUAAACAGACCUGAAGUGAGAAUCAUUAAUGGGACUGUGAUGAUAAACUCUGUGAAGAGAGAAGAUUCAGGAGAUUACAAAUUAGUUUUCGAUAAUUCUGGUGGCACAGAAAUAUCUCAAUAUCUUCAGGUGAAUGUUGAAGCUCCUGUUGGCUCAGUGAAAGUGUCAAUCAUCUGCUCCUCCAAUCAGAUGAGGUCAGUGUCCUGCUCCUCUGAGGGGGAUCAGCUCCUCUACAGCUGGACUCUCAAUGGAGAAACACAGACAGAUGGAAACUCCACCAUUCAGCUUCAAGAGGAAACUAAAGGAGAAAUCACCUGCACUGUGAAGAACCACGUCAGCCAAGGAAACACGACUGUUAGCAUUAAAGACUGUCCUGGAUCAACUACUGAUGCUGUGACCUCUAGUUUGACCACAAAGACAUCUGAAAAUGGUACGAGUCUCUCAACAGAAAAAACUACUCAAAAUUACAGCUCUGGAAGUCUUUUUACACUUGCACGGUACUUAUUAAUCGCUAUGGGCUGUGUUGCGGUGAUCCUGAUUCUACUGUUCAUCAUUGUAUACUACGUUUACAGGAAGAAACAACACAAGUCACCAACACCAGCACCUCCUUCUGGAGACGUGGAGCUCAUUUACACUCACAUCUCUCAUCAAAAAACCAACAAACAAGGUGCAGGAAAGAAAAAAGAAGCGUCUCCAGAUGAUGAUGUGGAAUAUUCUGCGGUCAGAGUUCAGAAAAAGAAGAAGAACAAGCCGGAGGAAGAGGUUCAGUACGGAGAGGUGACGUUCAGCCCUAAACACUCAAACACCCAAAAUCAGCAGCAGCAGCAGCAGCAGCCGGCGGAGGAGUGUGUGUACUCAGAGGUACAUAGAAGCUAGAAGAGUCUGAGAAACACACACACACACACACACACACACACACACACACUCUCUGCUCAGUCAGAUUUACAGUCCACACACAUGUGCAUUAGGAGCUUGUGUAUAUUAUGAUGCUUUAUUUCAGUAUGUUAAUGAUAUGUGUGGCAUGUUAUACUGAAUACUGAUUCAUUGGAUUUACACUUUUUUUUUUAAGGUAAGGGGUUGCAAACAGGGUGGCACAGUGGUUAUCACUGUGGCCUCACAGGAAAAAGGUUGCUGGUUUAGUCCAGGGUGGUCCAGUUGGCGUUUCUGAGUAGAGUUUGCAUGUUCCUCCCGUGUUGGCGUGGGUUUCCUCCGGGUGAUUCGGUUUCCCCUUCAGUCCAAACACAUGCGCUAUAGGUGAAUUGAAUAAACUAAUUCAUUUGUUGUGUAUGAGUGUGUGUGUGUGUGUGUGUGUGUGUUUGUGUGUGUGUGUGUUUGUGUGUGUGUGUGUGAAUGAGACUGUAUGGGUGUUUCCCAGAACUGGGUUGCAGCUGUAAGGGCAUGAGCUGUGUAAAAAAAUAUACCAGAAUAGUUGGUGGUUCAUUCUGCUGUGGCGACCCCUGAUAAAUAAGGGAAUAAGCCGAAGGAAAAGGAAUAAAUGAUGGUUGCAAACUAUUUAUAUGGGCUGAAUUUAAACAAACUAAAUUUAAGCUGAGCAUUACUAUAUUUUGUUUGUUUGUUUAAAUUCAGGCCGUAUAAAUAGUUUGCAAUGACUUACCUUUAAAAAAA